AUGUUCGCAUGCAGCUAUGCCACCGACGCGAUCUGGGUCGUCGCGGCGGUCGUGUGCAGUGUACGUGGCGGCGACGCAGCUUUGGGCUUUCUCACCUCAAGCAGCAUCGCAUUCAUGAUCACAUGGUACAGUCUGCGGACGUACGACCGCCAUGCGUUUACGGCAUUGGUCCACGCGGAGUGGGGUAUGUGGUCGUCUUCAGCGCUGUUGGGAGUCGUAUCGCGCAUCGUUGACGCAAUAAUUCACGUUUUGAUUCCCGUCGUCAUGCUGAGCUCCCAUCUGGGACGAAUCAAGCUGUGGAUGAGUCCCGUGGGUAUGCUUGUGGCGGUCGCGAUGCACCGCCUGCGGCGGUUGCCUACGUUGCCAUUUCAUCGGUUUGCCUUUUACCAGUUUUUGCCACGUCGGUCGCCGCGUUUCUGGGAUGCAGCCUUUGCCUUGGACAUCCUCGUGCACGGCUCGCUCCCUCUCUUUUGCCAUGUCGCUGUCCAGCAACCCGCGCUCCUAUAUGGCAGCACAUUGUUCGUCGGUGGUGGUGUCGUGGGGCUCCAACUUCUGCGGUCGAUUCUGUUGCCAAAAGUCCGCGGUGCCGCCGCCGACAUCAUGCGUCGCCUCCUGGCACAGGGGGGUAUUCACGCUCAUGCCGCCAUCCUCGCUGGCGAUCCUCCUUCGGAAGCCCUGGCCAUCACGACCGCCCUUGCCCCAAUUCAUAUUCUUGUUCACGACGGCAACUUUUGGCUCGACUGGAUGAGCGAUGGUCUUGUUGCCAUCGGGGAGUCGUACGUAUCUGGCCAGUGGAGCCUGCACCCAAGCAGCACGGCGUCUUCGCCCGUCCAGUUGGACACAUUGAUUUUUCGACUCCUGACGCUUCCAGUGGAGGCGCGUCGAGAGAUGUAUCAGUCGUGGCCUGCACGAUGGGUGUCAUUGGCGACGCGAGUAUGCCAGUAUCCGUCGUCCGCCGCGUGCCACGUAAUCGAUCGAGUGAAAGAAGGCCCGUGCGACAACGACCCAGCAUUUCGCGCAACGUUUCUAGGCGCUUACACGUAUAUUGGGUGUGGUUUGUGGGCCGACCACGCUGCCGCCGCUACGUCCGCCACUGACAAUGCUCUCGACACAGCACAAGAACGAGCCAUGCAAACGAUUGCACAAAAGUUAGCCCUGGUAUACACUGACGCAUCGUCGCUGCUUCUUGACGACGAACGACUGCACAGGCUCAUGGCCACUUGGUCCUCGACCUCAACCUCGGCUCUGGCGGCGGCGUUGGGUGCUACUUCGCAGCGCAAUUCCAAGUCGACGUGAUUUCGAUCGUCUUGUCCAGGCACGAGCAGGUCGCUGCGAUGCACCUUGCGCAGCAACACAACAUUGGGUCGCGCGUUCAGUUUAUUCUGGUCGAUGAUGUGCAAAGUGUACGCUGAGCCACAUCCAUCCAUGUAUUUUGCAGCAAGUGCCCUUUCCUUUUGACCGUGACUCGUAAAGAAGGAGUGGCUGACGGUGCCCCGUUAGCUAGCGGACGUUGUGCAGGCGCUUCCGACUCGUUUUGAUGCGAUUACAGCGUCGAGACUGUUGGAGAUGUCGCCGGUGGAUUUGGCAAGGGUCCUUGGCGUCUUGAAGUCCAAGGUUCGCUGCGGUCGCAUGGUCGUCGAAUUCACGGCGACGCCGACGCGGGCGAAUACGUACGCGUGGACGAACAAAUACAUGGUGGCGCGUCCGAAGCCCCCAUUGCAAGCGCUGUCGUAUGCCGCGGUACGUCCCCACCACACCAUGGCAGCACGACUUUUGACCAAGGAGCAAGACAGGUCCGGACUGCCAUGACCGAAGUAGGAUGGAUCGUUGGCGACGUGACAAACUGCAGCGAGCAGUACGAUGCCACGUACGUGGCUUGGCAUGCCCGAUUCAAAGUGGCGGCGUCAACGGCGUCCUUGCCCGCUUCGUUUCGACGAACGUGGGAAUUCUAUCUUCUCCACACGGCAGCAUGCUAUCGCGCGCGCAACGUUCUAGCGUAUCAAAUGACCGUAUCUUGAGCGACUGGCGGCACCAAAACGCGUCAUGGGCCAAGGUGUCUGGCAAGCAAUCCUAUACGACAGCACAGCCUCUUGCAAGUACACCCUGGAUGCAUUUGAAUGGACCCGGUCCAUGUAGUUGCCUCUUCCCUCGUGCCACGUACUCCACGUUGGCAUUCCUCGAUGGUCGAUACGUUUUGCAGUACCACGUGCGCUGG
Molecule: messenger RNA, 2215 nt
Organism: Aphanomyces invadans
Lineage: Eukaryota; Oomycota; Saprolegniomycetes; Saprolegniales; Verrucalvaceae
Exons: 7
Coding region: 1-1296 (431 amino acids)
Source: RefSeq, a predicted model, not a curated record